GAGGAGCGGCAGCCCUGCCUUGGGCUCGGGCAGGCGGGGCGGGCGCGGCCGGAGGACGGAGGCGCCGGCCCCUGGCCCCCGGGCAGCAGUGAGCAGCCGCAGCCGCAGCCCGGAGCAGCAGCCGCGCGGUGCAGCCAUGUCCGAGCCGGAGAGCGGCCCCGCAGAUGCAGUUUCCACAUCUGCUUAUUCAUCCCCAGCUAAAAGUUUGGGAGACCCAGGAAUAACACCACUAUCCCCAUCACAUAUUGUGAAAGACCCUGACGCGAAUGAGGCUGAGGAGCAAUCAUUUCUUGUUGUUGUGGCUAUUGAUUUUGGCACGACAUCCAGUGGCUACGCCUACAGCUUCACCAAGGAGCCAGAAUGCAUUCAUGUAAUGAGGCGAUGGGAAGGUGGAGACCCAGGUGUAUCCAAUCAGAAGACGCCAACUACUAUCCUCUUAACACCUGAAAGAAAGUUUCAUAGCUUUGGUUACGCAGCACGAGAUUUCUACCAUGACUUGGAUCCCAAUGAAUCAAAGCAUUGGUUGUACUUUGAAAAGUUUAAGAUGAAGCUACAUACCACUGGUAAUCUCACCAUGGAAACAGACCUGACAGCUGCAAAUGGCAAAAAAGUCAAGGCACUUGAAAUAUUCGCUUACGCCCUGCAGUUCUUUAAGGAACAGGCAUUGAAGGAGCUCAGCGAUCAAGCAGGCUCAGACUUUGAAAACUCUGAAGUAAGAUGGGUCAUUACUGUGCCGGCUAUAUGGAAGCAGCCUGCAAAGCAGUUUAUGAGACAAGCUGCAUACAAGGCAGAAAUGGCGAGUCCGGACAACCCUGAGCAGCUGAUAAUUGCCCUGGAACCUGAGGCUGCCUCCAUCUACUGCAGAAAGCUCCGCCUGCACCAGAUGAUAGACCUGAGCAGCAGAGCCCCUGUCAACGGUUACAACCCAAGUGACACUGUUGGAGCUGGAUUUACACAGGCUAAGGAACACAUACGUCGUAAUCGGCAGAGCCGCACCUUUUUGGUGGAAAAUGUCAUAGGAGAGAUCUGGUCCGAAUUGGAGGAAGGUGACCGGUACAUAGUGGUUGACAGUGGAGGAGGCACAGUGGAUCUGACUGUCCAUCAGAUCAGGCUACCUGAAGGACACUUGAAGGAACUGUACAAGGCAACUGGUGGGCCGUAUGGUUCUUUAGGCGUGGACUACGAGUUUGAAAAACUCCUUUGUAAAAUAUUUGGAGAGGAUUUUAUUGAACAAUUUAAGAUCAAGCGCCCUGCUGCCUGGGUAGAUCUGAUGAUAGCCUUUGAGUCUCGUAAAAGGGCAGCAGCCCCAGACAGGACCAAUCCACUGAAUAUCACAUUGCCAUUUUCCUUCAUUGACUAUUAUAAGAAAUUUCGAGGUCACAGUGUAGAACAUGCCUUAAGGAAAAGCAACGUGGAUUUUGUGAAAUGGUCUUCUCAAGGAAUGCUAAGGAUGAGUCCAGAUGCCAUGAAUGCCCUUUUCAAACCUACGAUUGACCAGAUUAUUCAACAUCUUAGCAAUGUGUUUGAAAAGCCAGAAGUGACCAGUGUCAAGUUUCUGUUCCUGGUGGGGGGAUUUGCAGAGUCCCCCUUGCUUCAACAAGCUAUCCAAGCGGCUUUCGGUUCAAAGUGCCGCGUCAUCAUUCCUCAGGAUGUAGGGCUCACUAUCCUCAAGGGAGCGGUCCUCUUUGGCCUAGACCCUGCCGUCAUCAAAGUGCGCCGUUCCCCUCUGACUUAUGGAGUUGGCGUUCUGAACCGGUUUGUGGAAGGAAAGCACCCGCCGGAGAAGCUGCUGGUUAAAGACGGCACACGCUGGUGCACUGACGUCUUUGACAAAUUUAUCUCCGCUGACCAAUCUGUCGCUCUUGGAGAAACUGUGACCCGCAGUUACACGCCUGCCAAACCUUCCCAGCUGGUAAUAGUGAUCAAUAUCUACAGCUCUGAACAAGAUAACGUUAGUUUCAUCAGUGAAUCGGGAGUCAAAAAGUGCGGCACGCUUCGUCUGGAUCUCACAGGAACUGAUAUUUCUGUGCCAAGUCGGAGGGAGAUCAAAACGCUAAUGCAGUUUGGGGACACUGAGAUCAAAGCCAUGGCCAUUGAUGUUGCCACCUCUAAAAGUGUCAAAGUUGGUAUUGAUUUCUUAAAUUACUAACCAUCCUCUUUCAUACCCCGCAGCCAAUCUGUGACACUAUUAUUUCAGUAUUCCAUUUUUUGACUUUCAUAUAUAACACUUGAAUUUCAGCAGGCUGAGAACAGCCAAGAGGUAGGGAUAUAUCAGCGGGGUUUUUUUGUUUUGGUGGGUUUUUUGCCCUUGAAUGAGCUAAAAUGGGUUUUGAAAGGCUCCCAAGUGAUUUACAAACACAUAUCCUCUUGGAUGUAAAUGUUCCUAAAUCACGAGAGUGCACUUAAAAUCCUGUCCUAAUUAAAUAGUAUGAGCUAUCAGGUGCUAAAGGAUUAAACUGAAUAUUCCAAACUGAUUACCAGGGUUGUUAUGGAGAUUAAUUAUCUGAAGAGUGCAGUCUUAACAAUGAAACAAAUUCUUAGCUUGCAGCAAGUAUUUUCAGCCUGUAGGCCAAAGGUAUGGUUCCUGAAUCCAUAGUUAAGCAGAUGAAGAAAAGUGGGCAACUUUUAAAGGUACUGACUACCUGCAGUUCCCACUGACUUCAUUGCAAAUGAUGGCAAGUGCUUGGCAGUUCUGAGAACUAGGUCUUUUUAUUUUGGGUUCCCAAUUAUGGAUUUAGGGGAGUCUAACAUGAUGUAGUCAAGUUUGAAAAUGUUGGCCUUUCAGAAGGCCAACUACUGUUUGUCCAGGCUCCGAAUUUCCUAUUUCUCUGAUAACAAUGGAACUUGCCAUUUCAGGGUCUUUCUAUUUAUGUUUAUUAGAGCAAUCUGAAGGCUGACUGCAUUUCCUUUUAUAGUUAAUGUCCUAUUGAUUUUUUUUGGAAGCGUGCUCAGUUGCGGACUUUUGUGGAAGAUUAUGUGAGCGAAAAGGAGGACAGUUUUCUAAGCUCAAAAUUGUUACUUUAAAAUUAUUAACACAAGCUUUUGUUGAAGAAAAUCUAUUUAGAGGGUGUGCUGAACAAAAUGAUGAGGGAGACAGGGGACCAAGACCCCAAGGCAGCAAUGGGCAUCGGCCAGAUACUACUCGUAGUCUGAUCAGGGUCUCGCAUCUCUAAUGCAAGUGAAGUACGGUACUAGCUCUGGUGUCACUUUGCUUUCCACGUUGCAUGUUUUCCUGAGAGCGCUACCACAUUUGCACACUGGGAGCACCAACUCCAGGGAGAUUGGUCACUUCUGCAGUUCUUCAUCUGUACCAGCAAUGAACUAGGAAUUUCAGAUUGAAAUCCAAGUUUAAGAGUUUGGACAAGUCUGUAGUAUUGGGUGAAAACUGCGGACUGUUUAGCAUUUUGUUCUUUAAACAAGGCUGCCAUUUCACCUGCUGGAAUUCAUUAUACUUUCCAGACAUUGAAAGAGUAAUUUUUUCACCAACCCCUCUUCUUUUAACCCAGCAGGGGUUAAUACUAUAUAAACCGUUGUUGCAAUUGUUUGAGAAUGGAACCUUUCUCAGUCACUUCAAUAAUCCUGCACCACUUACCUGAGCACAUUGAACUUCCCUGGAAGUUUUGCCUGAGUAAGAAGUGCUGGAUUGGAUCCAUGGAUUUUGCCCUUGAAUUCUUUGCAACUCUUGCAGAAUUCCCUAAGUACGAUGUGAAAAAACCAUUGUACUGAAUUAAAUAUAAAAAAGGGACUGGAGAAUGCUAGUCACAUUACCUGGCUGGAUAUUUCUUAUAUAAUUACAAAGUGUGCUUGCUAGCAUUCUGUUUCCUGCUGCCUGCUACGCUUAAAAAGCUAAAUAUUAGAUUUUGUGCGUGUGUGUGUGCGUGUGUGUUGCCUUCCACGGUUUACAAACAAGAGAAACUUUAAGAUGAGUUAUGAACAAUAUAAUUUUAUGUAUAUACAAUAUUUAAAUAUUGUACAGACUCUUUCUUUCUACAGUGCUAUUUUCUUGUAUAAAAAUGCUCUUUGCCUCUGUUGAUUUCAUUCAGCUGUUAAUUUUAAAUAACAUAGUUUCUCAAUCACCUUCCGUAAUUAUAGGCUUUUAAAGAUGGCAAGAUAUGAAAUGUAAAAGGCUGAUCUUAUAAUAAUGGGAAAGAAAUGCUGGUGUGUCAGAGUACAGCAUUCGUUCUGCAAUGCGAGUCAUACCAGUUGAGCGUACGGUACAGACCCGCUAGUCUGUUCCUGGGAUUUUUGUUUCCUUUUUUCAUAAUUUCAUUUUGAACAGUUCAUCAUAAUAAUGGGUGAAUUCUCCUGUAAAAUAUGUGAACAUAGAGCACUUUUGCUCUGGGCAUUUAGAUGUUUUGAUGGGUCCUUCCACGGCCUUCCCCUCCGUAAGUAGGUAACACUCAUGUCCAAGUGAGUUCAUGCUAGCUGAGGAAUUGACCCCAAGACUUUCGAAUAGUGCCAAAAUACAACUUUACAAAAAGAAAAGCAGGUUUUACUUGCUUGGCAUCCUGCAUUAAUCUACGUGGGUCUGAUGCUCCAUGGACUUGUACCCUGAGCAGCUCCUCUGAGGUUAAAGAUUUUAUGUGGCCUUUCAGUGCUGAAUUUAGCCUCAUGGCUUCUUCUGCUAUAUGCAUGUGACACCCACUCAGUGGAGUGCCACAGGAUUGAAAUUUGGCCCAGUAUUUAAGUGUAAUGUUUUUUCAGCCUGCCUGCAAUGAAUAAAGGUAGCUUGUGUAUCAUCAGAAGUAUAGCACAGGACUGGCAGUGAUUCUUAGCAAUUUUUAUACUCACCUUUUAAAAGUCAGACUUGUGCUCAGGUUUUUGUUGCUUAAUGGACUCCAGUGUAGUUGCUAUAAAAUGAGAUUUUGUAGUUUUUCAUUCACUAUCCUCUUUCAGUCUGAAAGGAGCACUGUUAAACUUAUUUUUGCAGCUGUGGGGACUGCAGAGGAAACUGCCACCCACUCCUUAUAUUUUCCCUCUUCCCCCCCCAAAACAAAAAGAUAGAAAAUCUAUUUUAUCUUUUUAACAGGAACUCUUAGAAGACUGUUACACAAUGUGCCGUAGUUUAUAGGCCUUUGAAACAACGUAAAGCUAAGUGGCACGUAGAUGUCUACUUGGACACCACAAGUUGAACCAUUUGUUAGGAUGGUAAAAUUAGUAUUAAAUUUAAUGGGAAGCAGAUGUUUCUAGAAUAGAUAUUCAGGUGUAUUCUGUAGGAUAUUCCCUCAGACGUGUUUAUCAAUAGGAAUUUCAGAUGAUAUUGUACAGGGACAAACCCUGCAGCAGUCCUUAGGUAAAAGUUCUUCAACUUCAAGGGAGCUUUGCCUGAGUAAGAAUUUGCAGGUUUGGUCCAAAGUAGCGUAGUUCUAGUUAGCAGCUAGUGGAGGUUGAAGCUGGUAAAUGUGCAAUGAUGGCUAGGACAGCAAACACUGGUAUUCUCAUACCAAUUUUUAUAUACAGGAGAUUUAAUGCAUUAUUAUGAGAGCCUAGUUACAUAAUGCAGAGAUUUAAUAGCUGAGAUAUGCUGCAUAUUUAUACUACCAAGUGGCUUGAGCGGAUGAAUAGUAUAAAAGUUGUUGGGCAUAAUGUCACAAUACUCACCUGCUUGGAAUAUUCCUAAACUAUAUUAUAAAACCAUUGUGGUCUUGUUCACCUCUGUGCAAGAGCAACUCAAAUUUCACUGGCCCUUGGAGCAGUUCACAACUUGUCAGGAUUGUAUCUGAAUACUCUUGUGUCUUCAAAGAUGUCAAAUAAAAUACAAUACAGCUCUGGA
Alligator mississippiensis (American alligator) is the source of this 5773-nucleotide messenger RNA. RefSeq names its product heat shock protein family A (Hsp70) member 12A (gene HSPA12A). Bases 137 to 2149 code for a protein of 670 amino acids. Lineage: Eukaryota; Metazoa; Chordata; Crocodylia; Alligatoridae. The record is from RefSeq and is a predicted model, not a curated record. The transcript is spliced from 12 exons.